Messenger RNA from Magallana angulata, 1070 nucleotides. Its product is annotated as GTPase IMAP family member 4-like. The coding region runs from base 77 to 1018 and encodes 313 amino acids. Gene Ontology annotation, molecular function: GTP binding. NCBI's taxonomy places the organism in Eukaryota, Metazoa, Mollusca, Bivalvia, Ostreida, Ostreidae. The record is from RefSeq and is a predicted model, not a curated record. The transcript has 4 exons.
GACGCAGCAAGCCAGACAGCGGUUCCCAUAAUGCCACAGGAUUUGAUGAGCCAGCCGACUCAAUUCUCUAAAUUUGAUGGGCAAUAUGGCUGCAAAAGAAGCUGACAUAGAAAAUGCUUCAGAUUUCAUGGAUGAUAUGGAUUCGCAAAAAGCUGGUGGAGGAAAGUCGGACGGCCGUCAGUCACAAGAAGCUGCCAUGCAAAAAGAGAAGCCGUCUGCGUCUGCUGAAUCUAAUAGAAAAAUAGAAGAGAGACGGGUUAUUCUUGUUGGCAAACUUGGAGCAGGCAAAAGUCAUAGUGGAAAUGGAAUUUUAGGAACUGAACAAUUUAAGAGUAAACAGUGCUGGUCCUCUGUAACUCGGAAAUGUGAUUACGGUACGGCCGUCAGGAAUGGAAUUAGAUAUCGAAUUUUUGAUACACCCGGAAUUAACUCACCUAAGAAUAUCAGUAAUGAAAUUGAUGUAGAAACUGAAAUUCGUCGAUGUUUAUUCUGUACGUCUCCGGGUUUCCACGCCAUUGUUCUUGUUUUGUCGGCUGCUGAAAGAAUCACAAACGAAGAUCUACAAAUGCUGAAAACCCUUGACAAGAUGUUAGGUGAAAGUUCGUUUAGGUAUAUGAUCCUUGUGGUAACCAAAUUAGAAAAUGACGAAUCUCUCUUGAACGAGAUGAUUGCAGCAGCACCGGAAGUUGCGAAACUAAAUGUUAAAUGCGAGGAAAGACGAGUUAUUUUUGGCGACGAUAAGAAAGAAAUACCACCAGAAUGUCUGCAAAAAUUUGAUAAAGUUUUAACAGAACUUAUUGAAGAAAAUACAAAAUACGGUAAAGAGUAUUACAGACACAAGUAUUACGACCAAGCAACUGGAAUACUGAUGCUAGAUAAGGACGAUUACAAGAAAAAGCAUCCAGAAAUAUCCGAUAGUGAGGCUUUUGAAAUAGUUAGAAACGAAGCAGCAGUUGGGCGUUCCCCACGGGAUAGCGAACUUCGAAAAAUUACAGAUUGUCAAUGUAUUAUUUCAUGAAGUUGUAUGUCUUAUUUUUGUAGAAUAUCAUAAAUCUUUGUCUGGUGAUGUA